AUGGGGGAGCAGGAAGUUUUAUGCCUAUCUCGUUUCAGUACACUUCCUAUUGUUGGUGACUCUAUUUGGCGAUUGACUAUGUACAAUAAUCUGAAUGCAAUGGUGUUAUUCCUACCACUCAUCGGAGAAUUGGGUGAAGUGAUAUAUUUUCGACGCCUUUUUAAUGUGCUGUUUUGGAUGUGGAUGUCGUUAUCUGGAGUUUUCGGUUUUGCCAUGGGAUACGUUACUGGAUGGCAAAUUCAGGUUGAGAAUGGCUACCUCAGCAUUGACGCACAACAUAUCAGGAACUGCGAAGGCGGCAGCUCAAACAGUGAUGGCAGUCAUAUACUUUUCAGAAGUCAAAACAUUUAUGUGGCAAAAAGAAAGCUAAGUCGUCGAGUCAUCGACCCAUGUGUUACUGUAGAUUGGCAGAUUUUGCUCUUUUGCGCUUCUGGUCAAGGCUGCGAAUGGUCAGAUAGAUUUCCAUCCCAAUAUCUGCAAUUAGAAACUCCAACAUUUGUAUUACACCGUGCAGUUGUGGGUCAGCAACGUCAUCGUCUUGUUUGGAUCUGCUGCAUAUACUUACGUGAGAAAACAAGAGAUGGACAAGAAGGUAUGUUGCUUGCUUCUAUGCGCUGUUACCGGAUAAGUGGCAAAAGAUUCGAAACUUGUUGCUCAAUCUCAUGA
This is a messenger RNA of Cylicostephanus goldi, 666 nucleotides long. NCBI's taxonomy places the organism in Eukaryota, Metazoa, Nematoda, Chromadorea, Rhabditida, Strongylidae. The record is from the annotation of a GenBank genome assembly.